This is a messenger RNA of Limulus polyphemus (Atlantic horseshoe crab), 3436 nucleotides long. Its product is annotated as chloride channel protein 2-like. The record is from RefSeq and is a predicted model, not a curated record. The coding region runs from base 175 to 2871 and encodes 898 amino acids. Gene Ontology annotation, cellular component: membrane. Gene Ontology annotation, biological process: chloride transport; transmembrane transport. Gene Ontology annotation, molecular function: voltage-gated chloride channel activity. Lineage: Eukaryota; Metazoa; Arthropoda; Merostomata; Xiphosura; Limulidae. The transcript has 25 exons.
CAAGGUGGUUGAGCGGCAAGUGUUAUGAUUAAACAGGCUGGAGGUAGUGAAGAAUGGUUGUGUAACAGCUGAUAUCGUCUAUACAAGAUCAUUCAGUAAUCUUAUGGUUAUAGAUAACCGUUAAUAUAUUUGGAUUAUUAGGCGAAAAAUUAGAAGUGAUAGAUUGAAACUUAUAUGCUCACCAUGGGUGAAGAAGGAAGGAAUGACCAAAAUGCUCUUGGUUAUGAGCAUACUUUGAUGUUUGGCUGCUAUAGGGAAGAUCUAGGAGAAUUUGCCAAACUUGAAGCUAGACGUCUAAAAUCUUUAGAAAAGCUUAGUAGAAAACAAGAUAAACUUAGACAACACGAACUUAAACCCUAUCGCCGUCAAUGGCAAAGAAAAUGCAUUGGUCAUUUAUCAACAGUGUGGCAGCACACAUUUGCCAAACUAGGAGAAGAUUGGGUUUUCUUAGCUCUCCUAGGGAUCAUCUCAUCAUUACUCAGUUUUGUGAUGGAUUACGGUAUUGCUAUAUGUCAGAAAGCUCGAAUCUGGUUAUACAGAGACUUGACACAUCAUCCAGCACAGCAAUAUUUGGCUUGGUUAGCCUUUCCUUUAUUCCUCAUCCUCUUUUCUUCAGGAGUUGUACAUGUUGUUGCUCCACAGGCUAUUGGGUCAGGAAUUCCAGAAAUGAAAACUGUCCUGAGAGGUGUAGUUCUGAAGGAGUACUUAACUUUUCGUACCUUAGUGUCCAAGAUGGUGGGCUUGACAGCUUCCCUUGGCAGUGGGAUGCCUCUUGGGAAAGAGGGACCAUUUGUACAUGUAGCAAGCAUUGUGGCCACAUUACUUAGUAAACUUGUGACUUCUUUCAAAGGUAUUUAUGAAAAUGAAUCCAGAACUAGUGAAAUGUUAGCUGCUGCUUGUGCAGUGGGAGUUGCUUGCAGUUUUGCUGCCCCAAUAGGAGGUGUUCUUUUCAGCAUUGAAGUAACCUCUGUGUUCUUUGCUGUACGUAACUACUGGCGCGGUUUCUUUGCUGCUUGUUGUGGGGCGAUGGUAUGGAGACUCUUAGCUGUUUGGUUUAAAGAUGAAGAAACAAUCACAGCAUUGUUUAAAACAAAUUUUCGUGCUGACUUCCCUUUUGACCCUCAAGAACUUGUAGCUUUUUCCAUUGUAGGAAUUUUCUGUGGAUUUGCUGGUGCACUGUUUGUGUGGUUUCACAGACAGAUUGUACAUUUUAACAGACGACAUAAAAGAAUGAAUACUUUUCUACAGAAAAAUCGCUUUCUGUAUCCUGCAGUUGUCACUACAGUCAUAGCCUCACUUUCUUUCCCUCUUGGGCUUGGGCAGUUUAUGGCAGCUGAGUUAACAACUCAUGAUCAAGUAAUGGAAUUAUUUAGUAAUACAACGUGGUCUGGAACCAACCCAGAAGUGGAUGAGGCUAUCAUCAUUAGCCAUUGGUCAACACCAUACACAAAUAUUUAUGUCAAUUUAGUCAUUUAUGUUGUAAUGACAUUCCUCACCACAGCGUGGGCUGCCACCAUACCAGUCCCUGCAGGUGUUUUCAUUCCAGUUUUCAAAAUGGGGGCUGCAUUUGGCCGCCUUGUGGGGGAAUGUAUGGCAAUUUGGUUUCCUCAAGGUGUGAGAAUAGGAAACACAGUCAGCUCAGUUAUGCCAGGAGGAUAUGCUGUUGUUGGAGCAGCAGCACUGUCAGGAAGUGUAACCCAUACAAUAUCCACAUCUGUUAUUGUCUUUGAACUGACUGGACAGAUGUCACAUAUACUCCCGGUUAUUUUAGCUGUUCUCAUAUCAAAUGCCAUAGCUCAGUGUCUCCAACCAUCUAUCUAUGACAGUAUUAUAAAAAUUAAGAAGCUUCCAUAUUUGCCUCCUAUUUUGUCUGUAUCUUCAGAAGCACAUAGUGUUUAUGUUGAAGACAUCAUGAUUCGAGAAAUCACUUAUGUGUGGCAGGGAGUCACAUAUCGAGACCUAAGACAGAUCCUUAAGUUAAAUAGACGACUUCAAUCUUUUCCUCUUGUGGAUUCACCAGAAUCUAUGAUCCUUUUGGGAUCAAUAACUCGAAUUGAACUUCUUAUGCGGAUAAAUCAUCACCUGGGGCGGAAGCGUCGUCUCAGGGAAGCUGCUAAACAGUUGUCUGUAGACGAUACAAGCCGAAAGAGCACUCCACGUGAACAGAGAAAAACAUCGAGGUUUCAAGUGAUACCUGUCACUGGAAGUGGUCGACCUUCCCCUAAAGGAUCUCCACCACCAUCUCCUACUAUGACUCCCAAAUCUCCCAAAAAAUCAAUUCUUAAACCUUCUCCAAUGCAAUCUCCGUACUCCACCAUCACAUCACAAGAUUCAAGAUUAAGGCAGGCAUUUGAAGCAGUUUUUAAGAAAUCUUUGACUCUACAAGAUGCUAACUCUGGUGAUAAGUCUGAUGGUAGUGGACCAACAACCCCAAACGUCCAAAAACGUGUACAACUACCAAAAGAACGAAUAAUAGACAUGUCACCUGAAGAGCAACUAGCAUGGGAAGAAAACCAACUUAGUCAGCCUGUGGAUUUCACCAAAUGUCACAUUGAUCCAUCACCAUUUCAGCUUGUGGAAAAGACUUCUCUUAUCAAAGUUCAUUCUCUGUUCUCUAUGCUUGGACUAAAUCAUGCCUAUGUCACAGCUAUUGGACGAUUGAUUGGUGUCGUAGCUCUCAAAGAGGUCCGACAAGCUAUCGAAAAUCUACAUAGUGGAAUGUUUAAUAGGGUUGUGGAAGCAGAGAAUGGAACUACAUCCUCUGAACCUCCCUCUGAAACUCAAUCAGAAUCAGAGGAUUGUCCUGAGCACAAUACAAAUGCAGAACAUAGUAAUGGUUCAACAGCCUCUCGAAAAGCAUCCAUAGUAUGAGUAGAAGAACGUGUUGUAAGCUAUUUAAUUAGGAAAUGCCUUAUUAGUAUGUUUUAUGUAAGUUUCAGUUGUAUUGUUAGAAGGCUAUUGUUCCACCAUGAACUAGAAAAUAUUUACACAAGCUUCAAACAUCAUAGGAAUAAAACCAAAUUUCAAACUGUAGAUGUAAUACAUGAUCAUGCAUUGUUACUUAAUUCCAUGUUUUGAAGUUUGGAUAUUUUGAUUUAGAAAGGCUUAGGUUAGAAGACAUCAAAACAAUUCCAAUAAGAUUUUUAGAAUUUUUUUUUCAUUUCUUUUACUUUUAAGUUUUUAGAAACCUUUUAGUGAAUAUUUAAUUAUCAAUGCUCUAAAAUGUUGAUUUGUGUCUUGUAUCAUAAAAUUUCCAGAAAAUGUAUGAAAGUACUGCUAGGAAUAAGGUUAACUAAACAGAUAAAAACAAAAUUCAAAACUGAUUUAUGUAUACAAGAUUGUUUUGAUUUAAUUCAAGUUUUCAUAGGAGAUGGGAAAAACAUAGGUUCAGUUAUUUGGUAAACCAUGAUAAUGUGAGCUCAUGGAAAGGAUUAAA